CCUGCUGGAUGCGGAUCCGGAUGCUUGACAAAAUCUCAGGGACGCGGAAAGGACAGCAAUGGCUUGCUAUUAUCGCCAGCACGAGGACACCGCGGUGACGAUACCGAAGUUCACGAACGAGAACUCCAGCGGGACAACCUACUACGACAUCAAGUUGCGAGUGGGCAAGGUGGAGUGGGUGGUGGAGAGGCGCUAUAGGGAUUUUGCAAGUCUCCACGAGAAGCUGGUCGGGGAGAUCUCCAUCAGCAAGAAGCUGCUGCCGCCGAAGAAGCUGGUCGGGAAUAAACAGCCUUCGUUUCUGGAGCAGCGCCGCGAACAGUUGGAAACAUAUCUCCAGGAACUCCUCAUCUACUUCCGGACAGAACUGCCGCGGGCUCUGGCCGAAUUCCUGGACUUCAACAAGUACGACAUCAUAUAUCUCCUGCAGGAUCUUGCCAAGCUGUUCAACGAAAGCGGGGAUGCACUGCUCAGCUCCAAGAAGGAGUACAACCUGUCGGCCCUGGAGGUCUUUGCCAUUAGUGAGCGGCUAAGUCUUCCCUGUCCACCAAACCUGGAUCGUGGUGGUAAAUACGACUUCUCGCAUGUUCUGGACUUUUGCACACAGCUUGUGGCCUUGGUGGUUACCCCGGUCAAGGACAAUUGCAGCUAUGCCCAGGACUACAACACGGUGGACGUGCCAAUCGGUCGCAGUAAUAUCAUUCCGAACAGACUAAACUUCAAUCUGAAUGCCUUUCGCAAUCUCAAGAUGCUCAAGUUUUCGGCCUUGUCCACGGAGAACAUUGUGGACAUCGAGCUUCUGAAGCCCACUCUCCAGACAAUCUGUGUGCAUAACACAACCAUACAAAACAUAAACCAAGUGCUGCUGUGCGACAAUCUGCACAAGCACUGUGAUGUGCCAAGCCUGCUGCCAGAGGCAAUCAUUGCAUCCACCUCCGGUUCUGGUUCCUCCUCCUCGAACGGCAGUGCCUUGGUUAGUGCGGACGCGUGGCAGGAGAUAACCGAGCUGGAUCUGACCGGCAACCUGCUCACCCAAAUCGAUGGCAGUGUGAGAACUGCUCCAAAACUGAAACGCCUAAUUCUCGAACAGAAUCGUAUACGCACCGUCCAGAAUCUAGCCGAACUUCCUCACCUUCAGUUGCUUUCGCUGUCCGGAAAUCUGAUAGCAGAGUGCGUUGACUGGCACCUGACGAUGGGAAAUCUUGUCACACUGAAGCUGGCUCAGAAUAAAAUCAAGACCCUAAGUGGUCUGCGGAAGUUGCUUUCUCUGGUCAAUCUCGAUCUUAGCUCCAAUCAAAUCGAAGAGCUCGACGAGGUCGAUCAUGUCGCCAAUCUUCCGCUUCUAGAAACUCUACGGCUCACUGGAAAUCCACUAGCGGGUAGUGUGGAUUAUCGUUCCCGCGUCUUGGCUCGAUUCCACGAACGUGCUGCUGAAAUAUCUCUGGACAAUGAGCCUGGUAAUCAGCAGGAACUAGAUACUGCUUUGGUUUUGUCUGCUCUACUGAAGUCGAAGCAACGACAGCAACAAAAGUGAUCCUUCGCAGACUGCAAGGUUCUAUAUUCCAAAACAUCACAAAUCUCUUCGUGAAAUUUCAAAAGUAUUACUGGUUGAUUUUUCUUGCGAUAACCCCCAAUAGCAAAUAUUCCGUAAAGGUUGUGGACUUUUAAAAAUUUCAAAGAUUUCGUGCAAUGAUAUUUCCCAUGUUUAGCCGUAAUUAUAAUUUAUUUUACGUGUUUUGUGUAUUUCCAUACGAUUUCAAAAUAAUAUAAUGUAUGAAUGUUUAAUAUUUUUUGUCCACUCAAAGUGCAAUAAAUCAAUGCUCACCUCCAAAAAAAAAUAGUUAAAUAAAAAACGUGAUUAUAUAUCCUGACAAAUCAUUGAAUAAAAUCCUAAAUAAAGAAGUAA
This is a messenger RNA of Drosophila takahashii, 1903 nucleotides long. RefSeq names its product nischarin. The record is from RefSeq and is a predicted model, not a curated record. Lineage: Eukaryota; Metazoa; Arthropoda; Insecta; Diptera; Drosophilidae. Gene Ontology annotation, molecular function: protein binding; phosphatidylinositol binding. Gene Ontology annotation, cellular component: cytoplasm.